AUGUUAAACCUUGCCAAUGACAGACAAGAAAUCCCUUUUUUGCUUCCCGGGCCUCAGUUUCCGUAUUUGUGUGAACCAGCUUCUAAGAAAAAGAAUAUUUGUAGUAGUUGUAGUUUAAGUUUUGGUAAGAAAAGAGACUUAGAGCUGCAUCUAAGCCUUGCAAAAAAAUUGUGUCAUAGAAAGUCUCAAUUUCCAAAGCAAAAAAAUCAGCUUCCACUAAGGAACAUAUUUGAAGAUGACCGCUCAUCACAGUCUCUAAUAAAGUGUAAGCACUGCUGUUUAACUUUUGACAAUGAGAAAGGAUUAAAUCAGCACGUUGGAAAGGUUCAUUUAAACAAAAACAAAAGAUCAAGGUGCCCUCAUUGCUAUAAAAGAUUCAAACAUAAAUAUGCAUUAAAGUUUCAUAUCAGGCAAGUACAUGAUAGAUCAACAAGAGUUUCUUGCGAAAGAUGCGGGAAGUCAAUGUACAAUAAAUAUACACUUAAUGACCAUUUACGAUGUUGCAAGGUUUAG
This is a messenger RNA of Blepharisma stoltei, 513 nucleotides long. NCBI's taxonomy places the organism in Eukaryota, Ciliophora, Heterotrichea, Heterotrichida, Blepharismidae. The record is from the annotation of a GenBank genome assembly.